Molecule: messenger RNA, 2103 nt
Organism: Exserohilum turcica Et28A
Lineage: Eukaryota; Fungi; Ascomycota; Dothideomycetes; Pleosporales; Pleosporaceae
Exons: 2
Coding region: 1-1920 (639 amino acids)
Biological process (GO): mitotic sister chromatid segregation; protein localization to mitotic spindle pole body; microtubule anchoring at mitotic spindle pole body
Cellular component (GO): mitotic spindle; MWP complex; microtubule organizing center
Molecular function (GO): protein binding
Source: RefSeq, a predicted model, not a curated record
AUGGAGAAUAUACAUAUAUCGGAGCAAAUUAAAUCUUCCGCGCUGGCUGUUCCUUCACCGGCCGCGACACAUACAGCAUAUGUUAAUGGCGCACGCUUGCAAAUACGAUGCCUCUCCACCUUUGAAAUUGUGCGAAGCAUAAUAGUACCGUCUACCCAUGACUUGCGCACUUCGAAGAUUGCAUGGUCACCUCCCGUCACCUCGCUCUUGACGUCGUCGACACCCACAUCUUCGCCCACGACCACACCUCCACGCCGCUCGUCACGGACACCGCGCCCCUGCUCGAACCGCGUCCUCAUAUACGACGAUGAUGUGGCGCGCGUCUACGAUCUUCGCGACGAGAAAUGGAAUGCUGUCAUCAGCAAUGGAUCGGGAGGCAUGGGCAAGAACGUGCACGUCGAGUUUGGCGGCAACGAGCAUGAGGUGCUUGUCUGGACCGAUUUCACCGCAUGUGUCAAGAUAUGGUGUCUCAAGACGGGCCGGGCUGUAGAAAUACGCGACCCAAAGUUCCCUGGCAAGGACGGCAAGGGCUGGGGAUACCGACCUUGUGACGACACGGGGUCAAGGGGCGGAGGACGGGGACGUGUUCUGGCGCUGUUGUGUCGCGCAUCAGGGACAGAUAUCUUGCUGCUCCUCGCCGCGCAGACAUACAAGGUGCUGAACCGAGUCGAACUCGCGACUACAGAUGCCGCAGGGCUGAAAUGGAGUCGCGAUGGGCGUUGGUUAGCCGUCUGGGACGCCGCGUCUGCCGGCUACAAGCUGUGCAUCUACACCGCUGACGGACAUUUGUACCGCACCAUACUCCGCGAAGCUGCCGAAGACGCCAGCGAGUGGGAUGUAGAAGGCCUGGGCAUCAAGAGCCUGGAAUGGGUCCCUGGACACGAACGUCUCGCAGUUGGUGGUUGGGAUCGCCGUGUUCGCAUCCUCUCUACACGCACAUUUGCACCUGUCGUGUUCCUCGACCACACUCCAGUCAUAGAUGUGCCCAGCGCACCUGUGUAUAGCGAACAAGUCGACAGUCGGGGCAACCGCAGCUUCGUAAUCGCACAGCAGCCUGUCACGCCGCCAAAGGCCGCUUUGGAGAAGAACGAGACUGCGCAUAUGAAGCAAGGCAUCGGCAUGCUGGGCUUCAACUCUGAGGGAACAAUGUGCGCGAGCAGAGACGAUAGUACCCCCUGUACAGUUUGGAUCUGGGAUAUAAGAAGCCUACGACCACGCACAAUAAUCAUGAUGCACGCGCCUGUCAAAGCGCUCCUAUGGCAUCCCAACGACCCCAAUCGCCUACUCAUCCAAAGCUCGCAUGACGACCCCAUCGUAUACUUAUACACGGCCUCACACCGCUCACACCCAGCCUCAUCCGCAAGCUCGUCCUCGACAACACAACUCGCACCAGCCAUCAUCUCCCUCGCCUCGCACAUCUCCAAGCCCGCAGUCUCAGUCCCCGCCCGGUGCACAACCUCGUGGCUCUCCACGCCCGCAGCCAAGAAUCCCUGUUUCAUCGUCGCCCACAGCCAAGCUUCCGUGCUUGUCUGGCCAGAUGGAAAAGACGUGCUUCGGCACUCUGGCCACCAAGACAGCGACCAUGACGACGACGGCGACGAAGUUGAAGCAGAAGAAGAAGAAGAAGCAGCAGAAGAAGAAGAAGCAGAAGAAGAAGAAGAGGGCUCAGACGACAGUCUAUACGACAUCUUGACAGGACGCACCCCCAUACCAGACAUGAGGCACAGCAUCGAUGUCGACGCCAUACAUAGCGACGGCGACGACUUAGGCGAUAGCAUAGGCACACUACAGGGUCUCGACGACACGUUUCGCGGCAAGAGGGCUGAGCGCGAGCGCGAGGCCGAACUGCAUGACGAGUACACGUUCCAUGAACAUGAGGAGGGUGUGUUGGGUGAUAGUGGUAUGAGUGAAAUGUUUUAAGCCUGUCUUCUUAUAAUUCUUCUUCUUUUUUUUAUGGAAGGGGGACUUGCAUCUAUGCUUGCUUGUUGUUUUCCCAAGUGCUCAUUCACACGCGUAAAGUCUAUGUGUGAACGCCAGUCUUGUGUAAGAUGCGAUUCUAGUUCCCCGGGGAGAAACACCUUUGGCUUCGGACGUUGUAUACGC